Messenger RNA from Selaginella moellendorffii, 1779 nucleotides. Its product is annotated as pentatricopeptide repeat-containing protein At4g02750-like. Lineage: Eukaryota; Viridiplantae; Streptophyta; Lycopodiopsida; Selaginellales; Selaginellaceae. The record is from RefSeq and is a predicted model, not a curated record. The coding region runs from base 1 to 1779 and encodes 592 amino acids. The transcript has a single exon. Gene Ontology annotation, molecular function: protein binding.
AUGAGUUAUGGAUCACGCAGUGUCCAACACGAAGAUCUCGUCUCACUGGCUCGCAAAGUAAAGUCGUGUGGAGACGCCAAAGAGCUCUCCCAGGCCAAAAAACUCCACUCUCGCAUUCGCAAAGGAGGGCAGAUCCACAACACGUACAUCUCCAAUCUCCUCAUCGAGAUGUACGGCAAAUGUGGGAGCUUGGAUCACGCCUUACGCGUGUUCGAAUCCCUGCCGUCUCCCAAUCUAUAUUCCUGGAAUAUCAUCAUCGAGGCAUAUGCCAGGAAUGGGCAUCUUGAAGAAGCAAGGGCACUGUUCCAAAAGAUACCACAAAGGGAGGUAGUAACGUGGAAUGCCAUACUUAAAGCAUAUUCGCAGACAAGGGAUAUAAACAAAGUUGAGGAGAUUUUUAAUUGCAUGCCUGAAAGGAACGUGCAGACGUGGACGACAGUGCUUUCGGCAUAUGCUACAACAGGGAAUCUUGAGGAGUCUAGCUCCUUGUUUGCGAAUAUGCCUGAGAGGACACUGGUAUCUUGGAACGCCCUCUUGCAGGCCUACGCACAGCACGGGCAUUUGGUAGAGGCACGUCGCAUGUUCGAGUCGAUGCCAGAGAGAAGCGUGGUGACGUGGACAACGAUGCUGGUGGCAUAUGCCGAGACAGGGCAUCUGCAAGAAUCUCAGCGGCUCUUUGAGAGAAUGGACGAUCGCGAUGUUGUUGCUUGGAACGCACUUUUAACUGCGAAUCUCAAGAAUGGCUGCCUGGAUCACGCAAUAGAAGUGUUCUACCGAAUGCCGGAGAGAGAUCUCACGUCUUGGAAUUUGAUGAUCGCCGCUUAUGCGCAGCGUGGUUACUUAAAGGAUGCUUUGCGGCUGUUUAACAAGAUGCCGCAGAGGAAUCUGGUAUCUUGGACGUGCAUGGUGGAGGCAUAUGCUCAAAACGGAAGCUUGUCAAAAGCAAAGGAGGUUUUUGACGGCAUCAAGGAGCCGGAUCUUUGUGCUUGGAACACGUUAAUUCAGGCAUACGCUCGGCUUGGGCAUAUCCAAGAAUGUACCACUUUGUUUGAUAAGAUGGUGGAGCGGGAUUUAGUAACUUGGACAAGCAUAGUGGGUUGCUAUGCCGAGUACGGACACUUCGAGCAAGCAAAAGGCCUGUUUGAUUGCAUGCCACAGUACGACAUUGUUUCGUGGAACACUAUGAUUGCGGCUUAUGCCCAGCAAGGCUAUGUUUCUGAAACUAAAAGCUUGUUUGAUGAGCUUAGAUGGAAAGACUCGGUUACAUGGAAUUCUAUAGUCGCAUCGUGUGGUAAGUCUGGAAUUCUUAGUGCUGCUAGCAGAUGCUUCCAAUCCAUGCCUCUGAGAAACACGGUGUCGUGGAAUGCAAUGAUCCAAGCAUAUGCCCAGAAUGGGCACUUUGUAAGAGCUCUGGAAACGUUUAGCGAGAUGCAGUGCGAGGGCUUGAGACCCGAUGAGGUCUCAUUCUCGAGCGUUCUCGCGGCUUGCAGCAGGCUGGGCUCCGUGGAGACAAUCAAGCGAUACUUCUCCGCGAUGAUCUUGGAGCACAACAUAAUGCCGGGGAUCCACCACUACCACUGCGUGAUGGACGCUCUUGGGCGAUCGGGGCUCGUCGCAAAGGCCCAGGAACUUCUCAAAGACAUGCCAUUCCCGGCACAGGACGCCGGCUCCACGAUCCUGCUGAGCGCUUUCAGGACUCACGGACGACCGACGAGCGCCAAGGUGGGAGGCUUUGACUCGCAAGAUUCGGCCCCAUAUGUGCUAUUGUCCAGCAUAUGA